UGACUAACCUAAUCUAUUUGACAGAACAGUAUAAACAUUACAACCAAAAUACAAGAAAUUCAAAUAUGUUUUUAUUUGUUUAGCUUUUAUUUAAAAAGGUUAUCUGAAACAUGGAUAUACUUUACAGUGCUAAAGUGAUAGAUAAAAUAUUUUAUCAAGUGAAAAUAACACUCAUCUCUAAAAAGUUUUUUCCUGUGCUUACGCUUGUUAAAUCAAAUCAGAGAUCUUGGUAUUGAAAUGACAAAAUUAGUUGAUUGUUUUUUUACUGUGAAGUGAUGAAGCUAUUAAUAUUGAUUUUACGGUGCUUACAGUCUAGGUCAUGUGUUCUGCUAAUUUUAAUAAGCUGUUUAAUUAUAUUAGGACAAUUAUUUCAAGAGAGAAGAGCUUCUGCGUAUAAGUCUAUGUUUAAGAAUGGAAAUAAUUUUAUAUUUUUCAAUAGACCACACAACCGUCUAUCAAAUUCAUCAACCUUUAUUCCUGGCAUUCGACUGAAAGAUGUUAAACCUGGCACAAAGAACUUUUGCAAUUUUAGGUUUGGAGAUACACAUUCGUUUAAGAUUGAUGAUAGUGAUGUAUCAUUAACUCCGGAACAUUCUGAAAAUGGAAUGUAUAGAGUAGUUUAUAAUGUGAUAUAUGGAGAUAGUUACCAUAAUACUUCAGAGGAGAGUAGAAAUAAUGUGACUUAUUGCACUCAUAUUACACCGGAAUUCUUCUAUUAUAUGGUAGAAAUAGUUGAUCGAUGGGAAGGACCAAUAAGUAUUUCUGUAUUUGUUCCAAGUACAGAUGCCUCCAUUACUUUAUGCUUGAUAGAACGAUUAUGCUUUUGUUUGCCAGGAAUGUCCAGAGUUGCUGUUCAUUUUAUUUUUCCAGUUGAAUAUCCACCAGACCACUGGAAAUGUGAGCCUUCACUAACAGUGCCUCAAAAAUGCUCUGUACCUGAAGUGAUUGCCAAAGAAAAAUUAGAGACCUUCAGAAACCGUGAGGGGUUAGUAUAUCCGGUAAAUGUGGCUAGAAAUGCCGCCAGAGUUAGUGCUAGGACUACGUUUGUUCUAGUUUCAGAUGUUGAACUGUUUCCAUCUCGUCAGUUGGUUUCGAGGUUUUUAGCAAUGCUAAAAAGACUCAAGGAGAAGAGUGGCAAAGACUUCCGAACAUUGUUAAAGUAUUUUGUUUAUGUUCUGCCUGUUUUUGAAGUAGAAAGUGAUGCUUAUGUGCCUGAGACAAAGUCUGAACUGUUGAAUCUUCAUUCCCAGAACAAGGCUGUCUACUUUCAUCGCUGGGUGUGCCUUCAUUGUCAAAGAUUCCCUGGACUACAGAGAUGGCUGCAUCGUAAACUUCCGCAAUUAGAUAGAAUAAUUCAGCCAUUUUUAGUAGUGAAAAGAAAUCCAGAUACACAUUCCACAGUGAUAAAUUAUGUUGGCAAAGGAGUUAAAUCUGUAGAAUAGUUUCACUAAUAUGUUUUAUAAGU
This is a messenger RNA of Nilaparvata lugens (brown planthopper), 1465 nucleotides long. Its product is annotated as beta-1,4-glucuronyltransferase 1. The coding region runs from base 276 to 1442 and encodes 388 amino acids. Lineage: Eukaryota; Metazoa; Arthropoda; Insecta; Hemiptera; Delphacidae. The record is from RefSeq and is a predicted model, not a curated record. The transcript has 2 exons.